AUGAGCAUUGAAAAAGAUACCACUCAGGUGAAUAACACCCACAAAACCGCCGGUGGUAACGCUGCGUUCCACAACUUCAUCAACGAUUUCUCCCACAUCGAGGACCCGCUAGAACGUCGUCGUUUGGCGCUCCAGAAAAUCGACGAUGCCUCGUUCGGCUGGUACCACGUCAGAGCCAUCGCCGUCGCCGGUGUGGGUUUCCUCACUGACUCUUACGAUAUUUUCGCCAUCAACUUGGGUGUGUCGAUGAUGUCGUACGUGUUCUGGCAAGGAAACAUGCCAGCAUCCACCACUACGUUGCUCAAAGUGUCGACCUCGGUCGGUACCGUUAUCGGCCAGGUCGGGUUCGGUGUCAUGGCCGACGUUGUCGGCCGUAAGAAGAUCUACGGUCUCGAAUUGAUCGUGAUGAUCGCCGCCACCAUUUUGCAAUGUACUAUCGGAACUGCUCCAGGUGUCAGCUUCGUCGCCGUGCUCACUUUCUACCGUAUCAUCAUGGGUAUCGGUAUCGGUGGUGACUACCCGCUCUCGUCGAUCAUUACCUCCGAGUUCUCUACCACCAAAUGGCGUGGUGCCAUCAUGGGUGCGGUUUUCGCCAACCAAGCCUUUGGUCAGAUCGCCGCCGGUAUCGUUGCUCUUAUCCUCGUGGCUGCCUACAAGGACGUGCUUAUCGUUGCCAACACGGGUUCCCAGUGCGGUCCAGCCUGUGCCAAAGCCUGUGACCAGAUGUGGCGUAUUCUCAUCGGUCUAGGUUGUGUUCCAGGUAUCAUUGCCCUAUACUUCCGUCUAACCAUUCCUGAGUCCCCUCGUUACACUUUCGACGUCAACAACUUGCUCGACAAGGGUGUUGCCGACAUUUCCAAAUUCGCUUCUGGCGAACACGGUAACGCUGAAGCCGAGGAGAUUGCCCGUUUGGAAAGAGCCCCAACCGCUGUUGAACAGUACGAAAUCGCCCCUCCAAAGGCCUCUUUCCGCGACUUUGUCACCCACUUUGGUAAAUGGAAGUACGGUAAGAUCUUGUUCGGUACUGCUUUCUCCUGGUUCACCCUUGAUGUUGCCUUUUACGGUUUGAACUUGAACUCUGCCGUUAUUUUGCAAACUAUUGGUUACGCUUCCUCCAAGAACGUCUACCACAAGCUUUACAACUCCGCCGUCGGUAACUUGAUUUUGAUCUGCGCUGGUUCGCUUCCAGGAUACUGGGCCUCUGUUGCCACCAUUGACACCAUUGGUAGAAAGCCCAUUCAACUCUUUGGUUUCUUUAUCUUGACCGUUUUGUUCUGUGUUAUUGGUUUUGCUUACCACAAAUUGAGCGACCAUGGAUUGUUGGGUCUCUACAUUGUUUGUCAAUUCUUCCAAAACUUUGGUCCUAACGUUACCACUUUCAUCAUUCCAGGUGAAGUGUUCCCAACCAGAUACAGAUCUUCUGCUCACGGUAUCUCUGCCGCCUCCGGUAAAGUCGGUGCCAUUAUUGCUCAAACCGCUUUGGGUACGUUGAUUGACCACAACUGUGCCAAGAACGGCCAAAAAGCUAACUGUUGGUUGCCUCACGUUAUGGAAAUUUUUGCGCUUUUCAUGUUGUGUGGUAUUUUCAGCACUCUAUUGAUCCCAGAAACCAAGCGUAAGACUUUGGAACAGAUUUGUGAAGAGUACCACGACGAAAUCGACUCUGCAAAAUAUGCUAGUCCGAACAGCAACUCUGCCUCUUCCAGCCACACUGAAACUGUCUAA
Messenger RNA from Lachancea lanzarotensis, 1725 nucleotides. It is a transcript of the gene PHO84, whose product is annotated as LALA0S12e01266g1_1. Gene Ontology annotation, cellular component: membrane. The record is from RefSeq and is a predicted model, not a curated record. Bases 1 to 1725 code for a protein of 574 amino acids. Lineage: Eukaryota; Fungi; Ascomycota; Saccharomycetes; Saccharomycetales; Saccharomycetaceae. Gene Ontology annotation, biological process: transmembrane transport; phosphate ion transport. Gene Ontology annotation, molecular function: phosphate transmembrane transporter activity. The transcript has a single exon.